GAACUCUCUCUCCCCCAAUUCCAGUCUGCGGCUCUGCUAGCAGAUCGCCAUCCACUACUUCACUAGAGCCUAGGUGACAUCUGCCACAUGUGCACUUUACAGUUUACCGCCUUGUAUGUCCUUCUUUAGCACCGUACAAGCCUAGAAUUCUUCAAACCCAGACCCAACCUGCACAUAACCUUAACCCGCUGACUGUGCCCUGAUGCGAUCCGUUCCAAUGCGUUAUAUCCUGGGUCUUCCUUGACUUCUUUCUCGACUUGGUCAUGUUCGUAUAGAGUGUCUUGCCUCUGAUCAUGCUGGCUGCUCACGGCCUUACACUGAUAUAUGUUGUUUCAAUCUUCAGUGUGCUAGCCACCAUCACCGUCUCGCUGCGAUGUUAUACCAGACGCUGUCUGUUGAAGAGGUUCGGUGCUGAUGACUUCCUUGCAACAAUAGCUCUUUUCCUAUAUCUCAUAUUCAGCGUGUUUUGCAUACUCGGAGUUCGUUUUGGAAUUGGGGAGCACGUCUCACAGCUCGAUGAUGAGCACAUCAAACGGACUAUGCUGGUACCGCUCCCCUCCUUACUCACACUACCAGCUCGUCUUAACAAUGUUCAGAUCUGGUGGAUCGCCUAUCUCAUGUACGGCGUCAUCAUCACCAUCGUCAAAGUCUCCGUCGGCCUCUUCCUGCUACGCAUCACCAUCUACCGCCACCAGCGUUAUUUGUUAUGGCACGCCAUCCACGUCACCAUAAUCGCAGGCGUCAUCUUUGUCUUCAUCGUUGCCUUCCAAUGCAAGCCCGCCUCCUUCUUCUGGACGAGACUCGCCCGCGACAGCACACACCAGGGCACGUGCAUCAACCCCCACACCUAUGUUGCCCUGGCAUACUGGUUCAGCGUGAUAUGCGUCGUAACCGACUUCAUCUUCGCCGGCCAACCUAUCUUCCUAAUCUUCACCCUGAAUCUGGGCUGGCGGGAUAAAGCCAUCCUGUUCGGCAUCCUGAGCAUGGCGACAAUGUGCGUAACCUCCUUCCUACAUCGACUUCAAAUCCCUAACGCUACCAACAGUGCCUGCUUCGCCCCCAUCGUCCGCAUGUUCCACCUCCACGCCCUCACCAGCGACGACUUCCUCUGUACGUCUCCUCUCAAGACCUUUCUGUCCCUUCCACCAAACUAACCUACCUCCCAAACAGACGCAACAACCGACAUCGCCAUCUGGUCUUCCGUCGAGCCCGGCCUCGCCAUCACCACCUCCUGCCUCGCCACCCUCCGCCCCAUGUGGCGCCACGUCCGCACCCCCAAACGCACCACCAUGGUCGCCCAAGCGCC
Molecule: messenger RNA, 1306 nt
Organism: Pseudovirgaria hyperparasitica
Lineage: Eukaryota; Fungi; Ascomycota; Dothideomycetes; Acrospermales; Acrospermaceae
Exons: 2
Coding region: 294-1154 (286 amino acids)
Source: RefSeq, a predicted model, not a curated record